CGACCCUUUUCUGGGUCAGCUGGUGCUGGCGUCAGGCGGAGGGAUGGGCUGGCUCAGCUCAACCCGGCAGGGCUUGUUUACUAUGGCCGAUGAUCUGGACCAGCAGCCUCAAGGCUGGCUGAGCAGCUGGCUGCCCACUUGGCGCCCCACUUCCAUGUCUCAACUGAAGAAUGUAGAAGCCAGGAUCCUCCAGUGCCUCCAGAACAAGUUCCUGGCUCGAUAUGUGUCCCUCCCAAACCAGAACAAGAUCUGGACAGUGACAGUGAGCCCUGAGCUCAGGGACCGCACCCCACUGGUGAUGGUGCACGGCUUCGGGGGCGGCGUGGGCCUCUGGAUCCUCAACAUGGAUUCACUAAGCACCCGCCGCACGCUACACACCUUCGAUCUGCUAGGCUUUGGGCGAAGCUCGAGGCCAACGUUCCCGAGGGAUCCAGAGGGGGCCGAGGACGAGUUUGUGACCUCAAUAGAAACGUGGCGGGAGAGCAUGGGGAUCCCCAGUAUGAUUCUCCUAGGGCACAGUCUGGGAGGAUUCCUGGCCACUUCCUACUCGAUCAAGUACCCUGACAGAGUUAAACACCUCAUCCUGGUGGACCCAUGGGGCUUUCCCCUCCGACCAACUGACCCCAGUCAGAUCCGUGCACCCCCGACCUGGGUCAAGGCUGUGGCCUCUGUCCUAGGGCGUUCCAAUCCACUGGCUGUUCUUCGAGUCGCUGGGCCCUGGGGGCCCGGCCUGGUACAGCGAUUCCGACCCGACUUCAAGCGCAAGUUUGCAGACUUCUUUGAUGAUGAUACUAUAUCAGAGUAUAUCUACCACUGCAAUGCACAGAAUCCCAGUGGGGAGACAGCAUUCAAAGCCAUGAUGGAGUCCCUCGGCUGGGCCCGGCGCCCCAUGUUAGAGCGAAUUCACUUGAUUCGAAAAGAUGUGCCCAUCACCAUGAUCUAUGGGGCCAACACCUGGAUAGACACCAGCACGGGGAAAAAGGUGAAGCUGCAGCGGCCGGACUCCUACGUCCGAGACUUGGAGAUCGAGGGUGCCUCGCAUCACGUGUACGCAGACCAGCCGCACAUCUUCAACGCGGUGGUGGAGGAGAUCUGCGACUCAGUCGAUUGAGCUGCUCUUCCUGGAGGACGAGGAGAAAGCCAGAGAGUUGCUCUCACCUUCCUGUCUCCUUACUUACCCCUCUGUCCUUCCCUCACUGACUAACAUGUGCCAGCCAGGCGGAGUCUCGGGCUGUCCCCAGGGCAGGAUCACAGAAGAAGAAAGAGCACGAUGACCCCACAGUGAAGGCUGGAGGCAAAAGCCACAAGAGGCCUUGAGCUCCCCACCCCGGGGAAGCACAUGAAGGGUUGUAGAGUGCCACCCCAUUCUCCAUGCCGGUAUCACCAGGUGGCGGUUGUGAAGGGAUUGCACCAAGCCACGUCCCCCCUGUGCCAAGGGAGGGCAGCUGCUUCUCCCAGACAAAGGAGAGGCUCUUUGCCCAGGUCUGGAGUGUGUCUGCGGGGGAAGGGGGGAGGCUCCAUGCAGGACAUCUUCCUCCUCCAUCACCCCUGGACCCCAGCCCAUGCCAGUUCUGUUCAGGGUCUGGUUGGGGCUGGUUCCCACUUAACUACCUAGAGCAGGUCCUGGAGCUCCCGUGACCUAAGAGGUCAUAUCCAAAUCUCUUGUUAGCAGAGGAGGCAAGGGGCAGGGCAAGGCAUGGCUGGUCCAUGGAGAAACAGCUCAGGGCUCCUGGCAGACUCUGUUUGCUAAGGUUUGAGGCAGGCAUCAAGGCCACGGGGCUGGUCCUGGCCAAGGAUAAGCCCACCUGGCCGCACAUUCCAGCCUCACUGUACGGGGAUUCUGUUUUCCUGCUCUGUGUCUCAGCCCUGGCUGCCUAAGCUGGGAACACUCAAGUGCUUCCUUCCCUGCCCCUUCUUUCUCCCACUGGGAGGCCUCUGGGCCUCCCUCUGUGCCUUGGGCCCUGAAGCCCCACCCGUAGUACUGAGAACAGUGACCCCUGACGGAGAGAAGGGAAGGCCCUUCGACCCCAAGCUGAGUCUGGAUCCCCAUCCUCUCUAGUAUCUGCAGGGUUUUUUUGCCUGCUCAUGUGAACCUCUGCCCAGGGUCCAGUGGGGAGCCUCCAGCCAGCAGUUCCCUGUCCUCAUCAGCCACAGGAUGGUUCUCACUGCCUGGCCCUCCAUCCCUGCUGCCUGUCCUUCUGGUCUCCAGCUCAUCUGUCCCCGACCUACCUGUCACUCUCUCCCAGGGGCUAGUUCUGGGCAGUAGGCGGGGCCUGGCCCCAGAACUAGGGUCGCUCCCACCUACUUCUUCACUUUUGUAAAGCCAACCCUUUCACCAGAAUAGUAUUAACUCCUGGUGCUUUGUACUACUGGUCCAGCUGCCUUGGGCUCCUUUUCUAUAUUAAUAAAGAAAUGAGUCAAAACCGCU
Odocoileus virginianus texanus is the source of this 2428-nucleotide messenger RNA. RefSeq names its product abhydrolase domain containing 4, N-acyl phospholipase B (gene ABHD4). Gene Ontology annotation, cellular component: lipid droplet; mitochondrion. Gene Ontology annotation, molecular function: lysophosphatidic acid acyltransferase activity; phosphatidylcholine lysophospholipase A1 activity. NCBI's taxonomy places the organism in Eukaryota, Metazoa, Chordata, Mammalia, Artiodactyla, Cervidae. The record is from RefSeq and is a predicted model, not a curated record. Gene Ontology annotation, biological process: lipid homeostasis; phosphatidic acid biosynthetic process.